GUGAGUAUUGAGUACUAAGUAGUGACUGUAGGUUCAUUGUGAACAUUUGACAAUUGAAGUUCCAUAUUGAGUAUUGAUGUUGACGUUUUCGUAGAAAAUGGAGAUUCACAAGUGUUGACGACUGUGUAGUUAAUUUUGUUUAAUUAUUAAAUAAAUACAUUGUUUCACGAAAAUCAACUUUAAAAUGUCGUUAUUACUUUCCAGUAACAAACCACAGGAAAUUUUAAAUCCAGGUCUAAUUGAAGUGGAUAUUAUUAGACAAGAUAAUUUGGCUUAUGAAUACCUAUGUCAUUUAGAAGAAACAAAAGUAUGGCUAGAAUCAUGUUUAAAAACCACUUUGCCACAUGUUAUGGAACUUGAAGAUCGUCUACGAAACGGUGUUUUAUUAGCAAAACUAGGAAAUUUCAUUGCUCCUUCAACUGUACCUAUAUCUUGUAUUUAUGACCGUGAUGAAAGGCGUUAUAAGACAGCAGGUCUUCAGUAUCGUCAUACAGAUAACAUAAAUUAUUGGUUAAAAUCUUUAAAUGUUGUGAAUCUACCAAAGAUAUUCCAUCCAGAGACCACUGAUGUUUAUGAUAAGAAAAAUAUGCCAAAAGUUAUUUAUUGUCUUCAUGCUCUAAGUACCCAUUUAUUCAAACGAGGUCAAGCGCCAUUAAUUCAAGAUUUAUAUGGAAAAGUUGAUUUUUCAGCUGAAACAAUAACUGCUACAAGAAAAGAAUUGGCAGAAAAUGGUAUAGAACUUCCCAAGUUUCAAAAAAUUGCAGGACUUUUAUCAGAAGAUAUAAAGGGAGACACAUUAACAUUACAAGAAGCAAUCAUGGAAAUAAAUAAUGCUAUUUUAUCCAAGGAUAUGAAUUAUUUCACAAAAAGUUUAUGUAACAAAGCAGCAAAAUUACAUUUUAUUAAUUUGGAUUAUAUAGAUAAAUAUUUAGCUAUAUUGCGUGAUGUUAAACGUUCAAAAGAAGAUUCUGCUUUAAAUAAGUCAUUGAGUGAAAGUUUUGAACCAGAUACAUAUGAUGACAUUUUAACUCAGAAUGAAAUACAGGGAUAUAUAUCAUCCGUAAAUAUUGACCAAAAGUGGAAUGAAAUGUGUAGAGCAAAUUGUGAAGAUGAAGUUAUCAAUAUAUUAAAGUCAAAAUACUUACCUUUAAUAGAUGUACAAAAGCAAAAUGGUAAAUAUUAUAAAUCAGAAUUUCAUAAUCUAUCAAAAACUGUUAAUUAUACAACUUUAAAUACAAUUGAUAAGAAAUGUUUUCUUCAACAAGUUGUUAAUACGGGAAAUCAAUUGGCAUACAAUUAUAACAAACAGGAAACUGCUAUAAACAAAUUAAAUGACACAUUAAUUAUUGAUGAUAUGGAUGGUUUUACACGUGUUCUUAAAGACCCUAUAUUAAACUUAAAUCAUCUAAUUAAUGAAUUUGCUAUUCCUUUGUAUUUUGAAGAACUGAAGAUUGAUAGAUGUGAUAUAGAUCAAAACUUAAGUUAUAAUGACAUUGUACAGAGUUUGCAAGUAUUAAAUCUUAUAGCUGAUGUAACAAAGGCUGUUCUUUCCGAAAAUAUUGAUUUAACAUGGGAUCGACUUGCAAAAUUAAAGAAAUUUUUUCCAGAUCAAGAACUCGAUGCAGGAUUAAAAUUACAGUACUGGAGUGCCUUUGAUGCAUGUAGACGAUUUAAAAUUAUUAAUAAAGGAUGCUUCGGAAUAUUAUCAUUUAUGAAUAUUAAAGAUUGUAUAAAUAUUGUCCAUAAUCAACUAGAACAAAACAAAGAAGUUAUUAAUGUUCUACAACAACUUAACAAUGCAUUGAAAUGGAAAGACUUCAACACAGUGAAGCAAUGUAUCACAAAUCCAGUAUUGCAAUUAGAAUACCCAAUUAAACCUAAAGACAUGCAUUAUGCAUAUGAAUUGUUACUGAAUCGGCGAAAUGAUUCUGAGGAUGAAGUUGAAAUAUGGAAAGAUGAUGUUGAAGAUGUCUUAAAAAGAGUGUGUGAUGAAGUUGAAAGUAUCCAUAGAAGUGCUGAAUGGCUUUUAUCUGUGAAUUUAUCAUUAGUUAAGAAUGAAAAAAACAAAUUAGCUCAAGAGUUUCUUAAACUUGUUCCAAUAAUCGAAAUCGAACAACAAGAAAUUUGUGUAUCAUUAUUACAUUUACUUGAAUCAAAGGCAAAAUACAGAGGUCCUUGGGUCACACAUCAAACAGCAUAUGGUCGAUAUGUUUAUUUAAACCUUGAAACUUUAGAUUACACAUGGGAAAAACCAACUUUUUUUCCUACACCAAAGUAUUUAAAUAUGGAAGAAAUACAAACUACAAUAAUGAAUAUGAAAAAAAGUUAUCAGCAUCAAAAAGAGUCUGAAGAAAUGAAUAAAAUGAUUAUUCAACUUCAAGCCAGUAUUCGUGGAUACCUAGUUAGACGAGAAAUAAAAAACAAGCUUAAGUUAUGUUCUAGACAAGAACUAUAUGCUAUUAAAAUUCAAAAAUGGUGGCGAUGUAUUUUAUUCCGAAGACAAUGGUACGCUUUGUUAAAAAAAGUUAGAAAGCAAUUGAAACCUUUCCAACGUGUUUACACCAAAAGUGAUGUAAAAUAUAUAAUAAAAUUACAAGCAAUUUGGAGAGGUAAAAUGGUUCGCAAUCAUUUUUAUCAUUUAUUUCAUACAGCAAAUCCUCCUUAUAAGAUUGUUAAGCAUUUUGCUCGUUUACUGAAUUUUAAUUUGGAAGAUUAUCAUCGGGAAUUAGAAUUACAAAAUCUCCGUGGACAAAUUACUCAGCUUAUACGUCAGAGCAACAAAAUGUCUCUUGAAGCUGAUGAGUUAGAUACAAAAAUUGGUUUACUUAUUCAAAAUCGAAUUUCAUUACAGGAUGUCAUUAAUCAUAAAUUAAAAACCAAUGAUGACAUUAAUAAAAUACAACAACCAAAUAAUAUGCAAAAUUCUAUUAAUUUAAUGUCUUUAAAUAAAAAUAGUAAACAUCUCUUGGAAUGUUAUCAACAUUUGUUUUAUAUGCUUCAAACAAAACCAUAUUAUUUAACUAAACUUAUAUUUUGUUUGCCAUAUUCAGUUCGUCAUAUUUCUAAAUUUUUAGAACAAAUUCUUAUGUCAGUUUUUAAUGCUGGAAGUAAUAGCCGUGAUGCUUAUUUUAUGUUAAAACUAUUAACAUUAGCUUUAAAAGAAGAAAUCAAAAUUAAUUGUACUAAAGCUGCAGAAAUUAAAACUUCAAAUUUAUAUAUAUUAAAAGCAAUUGUUGAUCAAGCAAGAUGUUUUGAUAAUCAAAAACGUUUAAAUACAAUCUUUAGAACUGUAGUUGAAAAGCUGAUACACCAUAGAAAUAAUCUAUUUAUUGAUACAAAUCCUGUUACAAUCUAUAGGACUUGGCGUAAUGAAAUAGAGACCAACACUGGAGAAAUAUCAGAUCUACCUAGCUCUGUAGAUCAACAUACUGCAUUAAAAUAUGAAGAAGUUCAAAAAAGAUUAAAGCAUAAUUUGGAACAGCUACAAAAUAUAACUGAAGAAUUUUUGAACAAAAUUCUCGAUUCCAAACCUUUAAUACCUUAUGCAAUAUUAUAUACAGCUCGAGUAUUAUGUGAAACCAUACAUGAAUUAUUUCCUGAUACUCGAGAAAAUGAAGUUUAUAAAAUAAUUGGCUACUUUGUCUAUAAUUUAUACAUGAACCCAGUUAUCAUAACACCUGAAAUAUAUGAUAUAUUUGAAACUAAAAUUGAAGAUGGAAUAAGUUAUCGCCAACGGCAUAAUUUAGCUAGUGUAGCAAAAAUUCUGCAAUAUGCAUCUAAUAAAAAAGGAUACAAAGAUGAAAUCCAUUUAAAAUGUAUGAAUCCAUUUAUACUUGACUGUUACACAAAAUUAAAACUAUUUUUCAACAAUUGUACUAAUGUUGAUGAUCCUGAAGUGUAUUAUAAUGUAAAUGAAUUUACAGACGUAACACUUCUUACUAAACCAACAAUAAACAUAACAUUACAGGAAAUACAAGAAACACAUUCUUUAUUGCUAGAUAAUAUUGAUCAAGUUGCGCCUGAUCCUUAUGAUCCAAUUCAUCAAUUGCUUGAUGAAUUGGGACCUUCUGCACCAACAAUUUCACAACUUUAUGGAUCUGACGAUGAUGAUGUUAUUGUUCAAAGGCGCAUUGCUACAGUUCAAGUUUGUCUAACAUUAUCUGAUAAAUUUGAACCUAACACAACAACAGCUUCUGUGACUAAAUUAUUCAUUAAGACAAAGGAGUUAUUGAUAAGAGUACUUCCAUAUCUAAGUGGACAUACAUUACCAGGGUCUCUAAGAAUUGAUUCAACUCUAGAUGAAGAAAGUCGUUUUGCUGACAGAGAAAACAAAAUAAGAGCUUCUGGGAAGAAUGCAGAUUUUGAAGAGGGAACAUUAAAAGAAAUUAAAGCAAAAUUAAGAAAACAUUUAAAAGUCUUAGAAGAAGAAGGCAUUGUAUCAAAAGAUGAUGGGUACCAAGGUAUAAUUACAUCUGUGGCUAAAGAUAUUUGUAAUCGUAAUAAGUAUCGUCAAAUACAAAUUAAGGAAUUGCAAAUGUUUAAAUCCACCAAACAAAGAUUAGAUGAAAAAAUAAAUUAUUUAGUUGAAAAAAUAAAGUCAUAUGAACAGUACAUACAAACUUGUUUGGAUAAACAUAACACUGGCCAAAAAAAACAAAAAAAAUCAUCUAAUAGAAGUAUACAGUUGAAGUCUAAAAAAAGCAUUCGGUAUACAGCAGCAAAAUUACGAGAAAAGGGAGUUCUAAUCGAAGUAGAAGGACUUCCAGAUGGACAGUUUAAAAAUGCUCAAUUUGAAAUUUGCCCAACUGAUGUGCACGGCGUGUUUUUAGUCAAAGGAAAAUUUAUGGGAGUAGAAAUGGAAACCAUUAAUAUAGAUAUACAGGAUUUGUUAAAACGUCAAUUUGAAGGAGCAACAAUAAUGGAUAUUUUUGGUACAGCCAAAGUCAACGUUAAUUUAUUAUUAUUUUUACUAAAUAAGAAAUUCUACUGUAAAAAUUAAAUUCUAUUAAUUAGUAUAAAUGUUUUUGAAAGUUAUGUUUAGCAUGUAAUAUUAACUAUACAAUAUCAUAUAGAAAAUUUAAUUUUUUACUUUCAUAAUUAUUGUAUAUUUUAUAAAUAAUUUUUUUUACUAUAAUUACUGAUCAGUGAUCAUACUCUGUAAUACCUCUAAAUAAUUGUUGACAUAUUAUAUCUACUAUUAAAAUUAAAUACUCUAUGU
This is a messenger RNA of Rhopalosiphum maidis (corn leaf aphid), 5218 nucleotides long. Its product is annotated as ras GTPase-activating-like protein IQGAP1. The record is from RefSeq and is a predicted model, not a curated record. Bases 185 to 4999 code for a protein of 1604 amino acids. Gene Ontology annotation, biological process: regulation of GTPase activity; regulation of actin cytoskeleton organization. Lineage: Eukaryota; Metazoa; Arthropoda; Insecta; Hemiptera; Aphididae. Gene Ontology annotation, molecular function: calmodulin binding; GTPase activator activity; actin filament binding. The transcript has 34 exons. Gene Ontology annotation, cellular component: cytoplasm.